UACUAGUAUUUUUGGAAAUCUGACGGUUUCACAAACUCAUGAAAGUCGUCAUGAACGACCGAUGGGCGAUGGAAGCGUUACACGCGCUCCAACAUCGCAAUCCUGCGAGAUUGAAGGCAGUAUUCCGGGAGAACCCCGAUGCUCGCAUCAACACCGUCGUCCUAAAGCGUCCUGGCGGCGCGCCGUUCGAUUUUGCUGGCGAAGGUUUCUUUGACGGCCGCGCGGCGGCGUGGGCGCCGACUUCUUUCGAUGUCGUCAAACAUGGAGAUACGUUGGUGAUCCUUGCGCUCCGGCAGAACGAUCCAGCAUGCGCGUCGGUACUCGUCGAGGCUGGCGCGAACUUGCAGCUGACAAAUGUCGACUACGAGUCAGGCAUUUCCUUGGCCUGGGGUGCGUACUUGAGUCUCACAGCUGCCAAAACAAAGGCAUCGUCUGCAUUAACGCCGCAUAAAGCCGCUUACGACGCCCUUUUCACGCACAUCUACCCACAGCUCCAAGAGUACCAUAACCAGAUCAAGGCGAAUGUUCGAGCUGAGCUUGUGACCCUAUACACAACACAUGCUCCCGACCGGCUGGACAAAAUCGACAGCCAAAUUACUGCCUUUUACGGCAACGAAGCAGACUUGGUGGCAAAAGUCCGGGCGAAAUACAGCAGCGACUAACAGUCAGCGACUAACAGUUACAAUGUCGACACAGUAUAUGCAAUUGGAACAUGAAUCAGAUGCCUUUGCGCGAUUAUUUCG
Messenger RNA from Aphanomyces astaci, 743 nucleotides. RefSeq lists its product as hypothetical. The transcript has 3 exons. Bases 39 to 662 code for a protein of 207 amino acids. The record is from RefSeq and is a predicted model, not a curated record. NCBI's taxonomy places the organism in Eukaryota, Oomycota, Saprolegniomycetes, Saprolegniales, Verrucalvaceae.